ACGAAACAAACCACCAUACUCUGUCACUCUCGCUCUCUCUCCCCGGUAAAAAGAAUCUCCCUCGUGACCUGCAACGAUGCCACCAUAGCUCCUUCUCUCUUCAGUUCGUUCUGUCUCUCUCUCUCUCUCUCUCUAAAAGAUUCCUUCCAUGGACCAUUCAUCCCGCCGCAAGCCGAGCUCACGGCGGCUGCCUCAUACUUCCCAUCCGCCUCGACGCCGGGCGUGGUGUUGCUCGUUUACAGUUCCACCUUCUAGCCCCGACAACCUUUCCGUACACCACCCAAAACCCCUUCAUACCAACCCCCGUAAUUUCUCCAAGCCGAGUUUCUCUGUCCCGACCUCACCUCAGAGCGCCAAAUCCGGGUUCGGCAGAGUGGGUCGGAUCGACCCGCGUCGGAUCUUGUCCCCUGGUAGAGUAUCGCCGAUUGAUUCUGAUCCCGCACUUGAUUCCAUCCAAGAUAUCCUUGUCGUUCCCUCUCCAUUGGCUGAUUCCAUUUCCACGCCCAAAUCACGCUCUCAGAGCUUCCGUGCUCCUUCCGGGAAAUUUCAACCCCCGCCGGAGUGUUCUGGCUCUGUUAGCGGUACGAAGGAUUUGUUUGAUGUGAGGUUGAAUUUGAAAGGAAAGAAUGGUGGCUGCAUGGUUCUGGAGCUGAACUCGGAUGUUCUGAACGCCAAUUCCGAGGUUUUUGCUGAAUUAAUAGCGAAUCACAAGAAGGGAUUGCCCUCAGGCACUUCCCCUGGGCCGAAAAUAUGCAGAAUAGAGGUGCCAGAGGUGGAGAAUUUUGGAGUUUUCAAGGAGACCAUUGAACUCAUGUUUGAGGAGGAAAUUACGAAGCGCCUCACAAAGAUUGGCGUUUAUCGAUCCAUUGACAUUUUGGAGGUGUCAGCAGGUAUCAAAUUCACCAAGGGUGUUCUGUCCUGCUUGAAAUACCUGGAGGCUGUUCCUUGGACUGAGGAGGAAGAAGAGAAGUUGAGGAGUCUAUUCACCAGGCUUAGGUUCGAUGAUGCGACAACCAGAGACAUCUUAGGAAGACUAUACUCCAAUGAUUCAGUAGAUUCCCAGUCUAAUAGUAAUAUAGCGGAGCAGCUUGUUUGGUCCAUCACUUCUUGUGUGGAUAACAAUGCAAGAAAUGAACUUAAGUUGCUGGUCAAGAGUCUUCUUUGCAGAAGUUCAGUCUAUGAGAAGAAUCAUCUUGACCUCAGCAAGGAGGACUUGUAUGCCGUUAGCCAGUCAUGUCUGAGUUCACUUGUCAGCCUCUUCGAGGAGGCAACUGACAGCCUCCCUUCUGAAAGGUUGGUAAAGAAAGACGUAGGUAAACCUCUGAUUGAACGCAUCUCCAGGCAGGUUGAUAACAUAAACUGGUUGCUGGAAAUCAUGCUUGAUGGGCAAGUGGCAGAAGACUUUGUCGAUAUUUGGGCGCAGCAGCAGCAACUGCUCAAACUGCAUGAAAUUGCAUCCCCCAUGAUCAGAUAUGAACUUAGUCGAGUGUCAGCAAUGCUACUUGUCGCGAUGGGUACCCGAAAAUUGCAAUGCAGGUUAGAAGCCAGAUCAGGGCUUCUCCAAGCAUGGUUUGGACCAAUGCUGUUGGACUUUGGUUGGCUGCAGAGAUGCAGAAAGGGACUUGCAAUAAAGACCUUGGAAGAGGCUAUGGGUCAGACACUUCUUACUCUACCUCUAAAGCAACAGUACAUGCUGUUCAUGGAUUGGUUUCAUUACUUCUCCAAGCAUGGCACUGAAUGCCCAAACCUCAGCAAGGCAUUCCAAAUAUGGUGGCGCCGAUCAUUCUUUAGAGGCUCAGAAACUGAUGCCAUUGAAUCAAGGUAGAUGGUAGUAGUAUUGGUAUUUGUGAUUUUCAUUUUCUACCGUGUGUAGAGCCUCAGUUAGGCGAGAAAUUCUGAAGCAUGUAAACUGAAUAAAGCAGAUAAACCCCUUGGAGUCAUUGUAUUGGUAGCUUGAUGCUUAAAUGAUAUCAGAGUUUCUAGAA
This is a messenger RNA of Prosopis cineraria, 1985 nucleotides long. RefSeq names its product BTB/POZ domain-containing protein At2g13690. The coding region runs from base 149 to 1825 and encodes 558 amino acids. The transcript is spliced from 2 exons. The record is from RefSeq and is a predicted model, not a curated record. NCBI's taxonomy places the organism in Eukaryota, Viridiplantae, Streptophyta, Magnoliopsida, Fabales, Fabaceae.